CGCUCCGCACUCCAUGCCGCUCUCGCAUUCAAGCCGACAUUUUCAGCCAGUCGUCAUUCAGGUCGCCGCUAAUGCGCUUCGUUCGACCUUCUACUCGGCCAUACCACCGUGUUAACUUCCAUUAAACAGUGCGCAAUCUUAUCCAACAUCGCCAUUGGGCGAUAACUUAUCAGUGCUAUGACGCGACGGUACAUUUUAAACUUUUCACAAGAUAAGCGAAUGUAGUGAUUAUAUUUUACUGUGAACGGGUGUAAGUAGAAUGUGCACGAACUGACGUUCUUGCCAAGGAAAACCGUGAUACCGUUACAAAGUACUCGAUUGCAAUGUCGUUAUUCAAGAAGAAGGCGCCUAAGUAUGCGCCCCCGCCGCUGCCUCCUACUCCGGUCGAGGAGUCUCCUCCACAGCAAAAUGGAGUGGACAAUAACAAUGGAUCUCAGAAAUCCCAGCUAGUGUUUCACUGCCAGCAGGCACACGGCAGUCCCCUGGGUCUCAUCUCCGGAUUUUCCAAUGUAAAGGAGCUCUACCAAAAGAUAGCAGAGUGUUAUGACUUUCCCCCUGAGGAUAUUUUAUUCUGCACGCUGAACACCCACAAAGUAGAUAUGAAAAAACUUCUUGGUGGACAAAUAGGAUUAGAAGAUUUUAUAUUCGCACAUAGAAAAGGACGGCCGAAAGAAAUAGAAAUAGUUAAAACAGAAGAUGCCUUGGGUUUGACGAUUACGGAUAACGGCGCCGGAUAUGCAUUUAUUAAAAGAAUAAGGGAAGGUUCAAUAGCAUCGAGGAUAUCUCAUAUAGAGAUUGGUGAUCAUAUUGAGAAGCUGGAUGGAGAGAAUAUGGUCGGAAAAAGACACUAUGAAGUUGCCAAGAUGUUAAAAGAAAUUCCACUAGGGACAACAUUUAUAAUGCGGCUUGUAGAACCUUUAAAAAGUGGGUUUGGUAGCAUCGGCCCUAAAUCGGGUAGCGCAAGGUCGGGCAAAAAACAAAGCUAUGGAUCUGGGAAAGAGACUCUCAGAUUUAAAGCAAACGGUCAGGCUACUAUAGAAAAUGACCACGAUGAGAGAUCUAAAGCAGGUAUAGAAAAAAUAAACCAACUAUUGGAGAAUUUCAUGGGCAUUAAUGAUACAGACUUGGCGACACAGAUGUGGGACCUAGCUGAUGGCAAGUCUAACUCCAUGGAGCUCGCAGACGCCAUAGAUAAUAGCGACCUUCAGGAAUUCGGCUUUACCGACGAGUUCAUUAUUGAACUUUGGGGCGUUAUCACUGACGCACGCUCUGGAAGACUCAGCUAGAAUUCAUAUUUGUGGCAAUCGACCUUGUAAUAUUGACAAAGGAAUCAUUCUUAGGUAUUUUGUACAAAUAGAUGUGAUAGAAAACUUAUAUAGGUACUGCACAAGAAUAGUCUAAUAUUACAAAGAACUGUAGUAUAUAUUUUAAUAGGUAUAUAGUCAUAUUCCAUAAUAUUUGGAAUUACGGUACUAGAUAUUUUUAUAUGUAUGUAUAUUGUUAUUAAUCGAUUGUGUGAAAUUAAAACAUCGACGCGUUGUCCUUUCUUCGUGGUGCAAAAAUAAUUUGAGGUGUAAUAAUAGGUAUAAUAUUUUAUUUUAUAUUUUAAGUAAGUAAUAGAGAAAUGUGCAUACUAUUAACUAUUUACAAAAUAGUAACUCGACAGAGUUAAUGCAACACUCAGUUCAUUGUUUAUACUGACCACACAUUUUUUGUGUGAAUAACAUUGUAAUUUUUUGACUUGGCAGAACUUUUCACUCCCAAGUAGGUUUAUGGAGGACUGCCUAAGGAUGAAUAUGGAGGAUGGGCCAUUAUGAUCCGCUAGGUCCAUCUCACUUUUCUUGUUUCUAAUUCGUAAACAUUAACAUCUAUUCUAUAAAUCUGUAACACCAAUGUGUCUUAUAAAAAUAUUCUGAUACAUUAGGAGCUAUUUUGUGAACAAUAAUAUCUUGUUUUGCGCAACAUAAGGCAAAAUUCUGGUCAUAUGCUGCCACUAUAAUGGAAGUGGUUGGUAAAGGUAUCUAACCUACACGGGGGAUACGUUAACACGUAACUAGGUACCUCUCACUCGUACUUCUCUACUCCAUAUAAAUAAUCACUGCCGCGAGCUGCAGUUGUCAGUUUAUACAUGUAUAUAUAUUAUAAAAAAUGUAGGUACCUAUAGGUAGGUCCCUACCUAUUAUCUUAAAAAUAUAAAAGAAAAUAUGAAUAAGUAUAGAUGUAGACAUCUACUUACAUAAGUACAUAUGCCAAAUUUAGUAUAGAAAUGCUAAAUUGAGGCGAAUCGAGUAAGUUCGCUUACUUAAACUUGUAUGCCAUUAAUUUUUUCACCUUCAUUUUCGCUCUACUUUACGCCCAAAAAGUGGAACCCAUACGAGAAUCAUAAUAGAACACGGAUUUUAAACGAAUAUUUUUUUUGUUGCAAUACCAAGCGGAGUGAAUUGAUACUCAUUGGUUGAUAAAUAUCAGUCUUGCCAACUAAGAGAACACAGCGCCCUCAUUUAAUUUUCUGGUCUUCUUGGACACACAAUAUUCACAACUGGACUAAACAUACUUAUGUUUAGUUGUUACGAUACUUAUCGUACCUAUGUUUACAUUAUCAAAUACGUACGUGUUCUAUUCUAACCAUGAGUUUUUAAUUUUUUGUUAUAUAAGGACUUUUAUUAAAUAAUAAUGUUUAAAAACAAAGUUAUGGGCAUAAUCUAUAAUAAAUUCUGAGUGCAAUCGGCAAACUGCAUGUUGUAUUAGAAUGUCUAAUGUAAAUAUGCAAAUCUAUAUAUUUUUUGUAUAAUGUUUAAUUACUGCAGUCAUUAGUGAUAUAGCAACACAUAAUACAAACAAUAAUAUAUUACCUUGUAAAAAUACAAAUUGUUUAUUAUGUUGACUAAGUUAUUUAGAAUUUAAUUUAAUUCCUAAUUAAACAAAUUUCAAUGAA
Messenger RNA from Plodia interpunctella (Indianmeal moth), 2935 nucleotides. RefSeq names its product kermit (gene kermit). NCBI's taxonomy places the organism in Eukaryota, Metazoa, Arthropoda, Insecta, Lepidoptera, Pyralidae. The transcript is spliced from 4 exons. Gene Ontology annotation, molecular function: protein binding. The record is from RefSeq and is a predicted model, not a curated record. Bases 324 to 1286 code for a protein of 320 amino acids.